UUGAUUCAAUCCUCAUCACCUAUUUCACCUUCAUCGCGACUGUGUCUGGUCCAUUAUCGGCUUCCCUCCCCCACAUUACCGACACCUUGUCCCCACCUGACGUCGACAGCCCUCGCGCUUUUUCUUUAACCUUGACCCCUCGUCACAACCGGUCCAGAGUCAACGGAGUUGCAGCCAUGGCUUCGACCGUGCAUGACCCAAGACUUCUAUACAGUAUAGACAACAUUCGAGCCUUUCACAUCCAGAAUGGCGAGGAGUCAGAGCUCACUCCGUCGGGGCCGCAAACACUUUCUCUGUUGAUGGUUCCGACCAAGACCGCUAUCCCCGGAAGCUCGUUCCCCGUGUCCUCCCAGGAUGCACUCACAGAGGAAGACUUCUAUCUUCAUCUAAAUUUGCCACCGGAGCUGGAUUUGGCUCUCCCCGCUACCACCCAGAUUUUCCACCAGCCGCCGAAUAGCUACCUAAUCCCUCGUUGGGAUCUGGGUCCUGAUGCGGGAGCCUUCAUUCGCAUCCAGUUUCCCUCGAUCGGACAUGGGCCUGACAAGGUGACACAGGAGGAUAUUGACACCUUUGAGACGAUCCUCGCUCAAUGCACUGCAUUCCUCGACCGCGCACCUCCAGCUGGGGACCAUGCUCCAUACAACCCCUCGACGUAUGCGCCCGGUGAGGGAUAUGUCUCUUCUGCCGCUUCUCCCGGGGGUGAUGCGCAUGGUAGGAUUGUUCUGGUCGAUGAGGAGGAUGGCAGUGUGGUGGGUGAGAUGGAGGGCUAUGACGUUGUGGAAAGGCCGGACGUCAAACCCGGCUCGAAGAGGCCCGUGGAGAUUGAGCUUCCUUCCGAGGGCGAAGGCAAUAAAGUCAAUGUCAGCAACGUGUCCGAGGAGUAUCUGCGUAUGGCACGUCACCCGGCUUAUCAGAAGUCGACCAUCGUCCAGACCUCUGCGAAGGCUUCGCGUUUGAUUGUCACCGGGUCUACAUACCUGGCCAAUGCGCUUACGAGUGGUGCCGACACCUUCACAAGGAAGACAAGGCCAAACCCGAAGCCGAUGACCUUUUCGGAGACCACCCACUCGCGCAUCCGCAAGGUUGGCACCUUUUCUGAGGGCGCCGCCGAUCUCUCGGCCAAAACUGUCGGCCAGGUUGGGAGAUAUGCCCAAAAUAUUGGGGCAUCGCUGGCCCGCCGGAACAACACGGAGCGACAGAGGGGUAUCGAUAAGUAUGGCAGUGAGUAUAAGCCCGGGAUUCUGAAUAAAUCCUUGAUCGCGUUCUCGACUCUGGCGGACGGCAUUGAGCAGAGUGCUCGGCACGUCUUGACCUCUAGCUCGAACGCUGCCACCACUAUGAUUGGACACCGCUACGGGGAUCAGGCCGGGGCUGUGGCAUCCAAUUUGACCGGCGGUGUUAAGAACGUCGGGCUGGUUUACAUCGAUGCCUCGGGUGUCAGCCGCAAGGCUUUCCUCAAGUCUGUCGCCAAGGGCAUGGUUGUUGGGUGGAUGCGUGACGGCAAGCAGGUGGUUGUUGGUACCGGUGAUGGCGGUGAACUCCCUGCUCAAGCGAGUGGCAGUCAGGCACAGGCCUCCUACGGAGGGAGAGCACCGUCGCCUACUCCGACCCCGCCACCCGCGUACAGUGCCGCGGGGAGCGCAUCCUAUGGUCGGGCUUCAAAUACCGGGGCGAGGAGGUGAUGCGGUCGUCUGCUCGGUCCUCUGCUUAUUCAUGUUCUAAUGCGGUGAUGAUCUUAUGAGGUUCGAUUUUCGGAUGCCUUGGGGGCAAACUCUAGUGCGGCUUUUAUGGUCACGCUGUUGGUCUAUUUGUGAUUCUAUCAUUUCUAAUGUGGCUUGGAUGUCGCGGUCUUCUUUCAUUCUCUCGUUGUAGUAUCUAUCGGCUAUUGGCCAUGCGUACUGUGCUCGGUCA
Molecule: messenger RNA, 1911 nt
Organism: Aspergillus fijiensis CBS 313.89
Lineage: Eukaryota; Fungi; Ascomycota; Eurotiomycetes; Eurotiales; Aspergillaceae
Product: senescence-associated domain-containing protein
Exons: 2
Coding region: 177-1682 (501 amino acids)
Biological process (GO): cell division
Cellular component (GO): plasma membrane
Source: RefSeq, a predicted model, not a curated record